AUGAAUGACGAAUACGAGCAGCAAGCAAAUUCAAAUGCAAAUUCUCUCAAUGAAAUAAAUAAUCGUCGUUUAUCUGCAAUUAAAUUGAAACUUCAAGAAUUAACACGUGAAAAAGCAAAGUACAAUGAUGAAAAAUUAAAACAAGAUGCAGAAUUUUUACGAAAUGAAAUAGGUCUUUUAAAUACUGCUAUUGUUGAUAUUAGCAAAGAAAUUAUUGCUCAAAUAAAUAUUAGAAAAACUUUGAAUGCUAAAAUGCAAAUUUUUCGAUCGAAUUCAAGACUUCAUUAUACUAAUUUAGAAGCAGCACUUCGAGAUAAAAAACGUUAUGAAAAAGAAUUAGAAAAAUCAAAUAAAUCAGAUGACUAUCGAAAAUUAGUACAAAAUAAAAUAGAGUCCAUUGUCAAUGCUGUACCACACUUUGAAGAACAAGAUAAAUAUAUUCAACAACUCGAAAAAGCUGAAAAUACACAAGUUGCAGCACAAAAUAAACGAGACAAACUUGCAAAAAAUUUGAAUUCAAUAUCACAUAAACAAGCUGAUAUAAAACAAUUAUUAAUCGAUAGUGGAACAAAAUUACCUAAACUUGAAACAGACAUUGCAAAUUUACGUUUGGAGCGUGAACAUAUUUUAACCUUAAUUGGUAAGAAAAAGAAAUGUCAUCGUUCAUCAACUAUACAACAUAAUGUAAUUGAUUCACCUACUUCGUUAUUCCCAUUAUUGGAACAAGAUACGAACGAAUAUGAGAAGCAAUCUUGCAAUGAACAGUUAGAAAAGAUUCAUUAUUUAUUGACAUAUUUUCAUGAAAAAAUGUCUGAACAUAAUUUAUCAACUAAUGAUAUACUAUGUUCAACAGCAACAUCGGAAUUAAUAUCGCCACUCUAUCAACCAUUGACACCAUUUGAAGAACAAACAAUUCUUUCAUCUUAUAUGGAUGAAAAAGAUAAUCAAAACAAUACAUCUAUAAAAACAACAAAAACAAAUGAACAAUCUAUUGUUAUUGCAAUGAAAUUACCAAGAAAUUUUAUCCCAUUAGAUCUUAAGUCCACUAUAACAAAUGAAAUUAUACAUUCGCCGUAUUAUCAACAAACUGAGAUUGAAUAUAAAAAAGAAUUACCAUCAGAUAUUGUCAAUAAAUAUGCUGGAGUUGCUAGAAAUAAACAACAACAACAACAACAACAAUUAGCUCAUGGCAAGAAACACAAGAAGAAUAAAAAAAAUUUUGUUAUGACACAUUCAUCACAAAUGAUAGUUUUAUACAAUGAUAUUCGUACAUCUACGGGUAGUUCUGAUACACUUCCGUCGAUGCCAAUGUAUGAAUAUGAACUUGCGCCAACAAUAAAAGCUCUUCAAAUCGUGAAACAAAGUGUUGAAUCUUAUUUAAAUGAAUUGUCAAAACGUUCGCAAGACGAUCUAUCAGUAGGAAUGCCUGACGACGAUGACGAUGAUGAUGUUCAAGAUUCAGCUUUGGACACAUUUUCUGAAGGAUCAUCAUUCAUUGAAGUAAACCAUAUUUCGAAAGAUUCGGCAUCAUAUAUUACUCCAUCAUCAAUAAAUAUGUGUCAAGCACGUUCAUCAUCAUCAUCGGAUGAUAAGAAAACAAUUGUUUCAUCAUCAUCUCCUCCCUCAUCUCAUAAUAGUCAUAGGAAAAUAGAAAAUCAAGCUGCAUCUGUAGUUCCAUUAACAACUGUAGAAGAAUUGCCAUCGCAUAUCUCGUUGUUGACAAUGCAAAUUGCUCAAAUCGAACGUCAAAUAUCUGAUGAAGGUUAUCGUUCAGUUAGAAAUGAAAAUCAACAGCAAACAACGAUAACUAAUACUAAUAAUUUACCUCUAUUAACUCGAUCACAAACUUAUGAUUCUACUGAAAAAGUUGAUAAAUGGUUAUCGAGCACAAAAAAACCAUCAACUACUUCAAUGAGCAAUGAAAUAAUGCAGCUGGAUAAUAAUAUUAAUUUUCAAGCAACAGAUACUGAUGAUGACGAAACAGAAGAUUUGAAUACAUCAACGAUGUUAAGAUGUUAA
Molecule: messenger RNA, 2019 nt
Organism: Rotaria socialis
Lineage: Eukaryota; Metazoa; Rotifera; Eurotatoria; Philodinida; Philodinidae
Source: the annotation of a GenBank genome assembly